AUGAGUCCCCACACACGCGAGAAAGAAGGAAAAAACGUCGACAACCGAGUUGGCCCUCUUCAUCCAACAGAGCACGAUCCUAGCACUGAGGAAGAUUACAAGAAUAUUUUGAAUGAACUGAUUAGAUACCUAAACCUCAGUGGUGGAGACAACAGUGUUGAUCAAAGUCUUGGCUUUGCACAUACGCAAAAGCGCAUAGGACAUGGUAGAUUUGAUAAUUAUGGUUAUUAUAUAGGUGAAGGAGGUGAUCCAGAUUAUGAUGGUGAUAAUGAUCCAGAUUCUGAUUAUGAUUUUGAUGAUAGUGAUUCAGAUUUUGAUUUUGAUGAUGAAUUUGGAUAUCAUGAUGAGUUGAAAUAA
Molecule: messenger RNA, 357 nt
Organism: Cylicostephanus goldi
Lineage: Eukaryota; Metazoa; Nematoda; Chromadorea; Rhabditida; Strongylidae
Source: the annotation of a GenBank genome assembly